AAAUAAGACACUCCUCCUACCUGGAGAAGGGGAGGUGCUUGCAGUGUCAGGAGAGAGAGAGAGAGAGAGAGAGCGAGAGAGAGAUAUUGAACAGCUUCAGAUGUGAGUGGGAAGUGCGUUCAGAGAAAAGCGCUGUGACGAGGGCUGCAUUCCUCACAAGCCCCUAGAAAGACUAACCCCUAGCAGCCCCGGGUAAAGUGAGUCUCAGCCUAGCUGCUACACACCUUUACUGGACUUUAGCCUACUUCAGCCUGUCCUGAUACCGGUCGCCUAAAGGAGCUCAACUUUCCAAGGAAUCUGAGGAUCCUUUUUUAUUUUCCAAGGGAGCUGCGCCUGGUCAUGCAGGGUUGAUCAGACCCAGAUCUGGUCUUUCUCGGCUGAGCUGAGUUCCAGUGCGGAGCUGAUGGAGCUCAAGGUGUGGGUGGAUGGCGUCGUGCGGGUGGUGUGCGGUUUGUCCGAGGAGACGUCCUGUCAGGAUGUGGUCAUCGCCCUGGCUCAGGCCAUAGGCCAGACGGGCCGUUACGUGCUUAUCCAGAGGUUGAGGGACACAGAGCGGCAACUUCAGGCCACCGAGCGGCCGUUGGAGUCCUUGGCCAAGCUCGGGCAGCAUGGUAGCGAGGUGCAGUUCUACCUGCGUCGCACAGGCCCCAGCAGCAGCGAGGGCCUGGGCUCGCACGACCAUUCCCUCCCCCUCCACAGACCCUCGGAACUAGAGCCGCUGAAACGCGGAGUGCCCAAGAAGUCGCUCACCUUCAACCUGGGCCCCACUAGCUCCCCUCGCACCAAGCCUAAACAGACUCCAUGUGCCAGAGACUCUCCAGAGCCUCGGACAUCGGCGCCCCGCGCCGCACACCUGCCUGGCCCCACCAAAGAGGAGGUGUUCCGGCAUGUUCUCCAGCAGCAGGAGCGUCUGCAAGCACUGGAGGCCCAGCUGGAGGUGCUGGAGCAGGAGGUGCAAACGUGGGAGCGGCGGCCCAGCCCGGAGCCGCGGCGUCCGGAGCAGGCCCUGGAGACUUUGGAGCAGGCGCUGCUGAGGAGCCAGGCAGAGCUGGAACACGAGGAGCUCUGGGAGAAGGAGCUGAGGGUGGAGACGGAGCAGGAGCGGGGCCUGAGGUGGAGACUUGGCGAGCUACACGCCAAGCUGGACGACUGCGGCCACAAGCUGCACGAGGCCGCCGCGCACUCGGACCAGCUGGAGCAGGACAUUCAGAGGGAGAGGCUGGAGGCUCCACCCAGCCAGGUGAAGGCAGAGGAUUCGGUGGGUGUAGCCAAGGCGGAGCUCCAGAGUCGGCAGAAACAUGGGGCUGAGCUGGAGCUGGAACUUUUGGAGACUGAGAAGGCCCUCGGGAAGGCCAAGACUCUGCUGCAGACUAAGCAGGAGGAACUGGAAGAGCUUAAUAAGGAGCUGAGACAAUGCAACCUGCAACAGUUCAUCCAGCAGACCGGAGCACUUCCGGCCCCGCCUUCCACCCGUACAGAGCUCCACCCACACUUGGACCAGUUGGAGCUGACUCUGCUACUGCAGGACCGGGACAUGGACAGUGCCUUACCCUCGCGGCCCACAGCCAAGCAGUUCCUGGGUCACCCACGCAACCUGCAGAACCCCCUGGUGUCCAGCCUCAACCCCGAGGUCCUGACAUCCAAGGAGUCGUCUUGGAGGUAAAACCUGGGCGCAGGGCCAAGGAUCUCUUAUUACACCUAUAUAUUUAACCAUCUACUGUCCUCAUGAUCCCAUCCAUAAACAUAACCAUAUAUAUCUACUGUAUAUACAAAUAUAUUUACAUUUUGUUGCAUUGUAAAACAUGUAUUUACUGUAAGAUAUUACCAGAAAGAUUUAUCUAGAGAACUAUUACUUUUGUUUAUGUAUUUAAGUGUAAU
Molecule: messenger RNA, 1878 nt
Organism: Electrophorus electricus (electric eel)
Lineage: Eukaryota; Metazoa; Chordata; Actinopteri; Gymnotiformes; Gymnotidae
Gene: rassf7a
Product: Ras association domain family member 7a
Biological process (GO): signal transduction
Source: RefSeq, a predicted model, not a curated record